UCCCAAGCACCGGGUUACUUCAUACUUGACCGCACUUUUAGCUAAUGACAUGCAUGUCGCGUCAAGCAUCAGCAGGAGUUGCACUAUACCAGAUUGAUCAAAGGCGUUUUUGCGGUACGUUACAAGGGCAUUAUGGCGUAAGUGAUUGGAAAUCAUCAUUCUUGUUUCUGACUACUACUAGUUCAGGAAUAUCAACCUAUCAUACAACAGAAGAAGUGGUGUCUAAUAAAGCAAUUCUUUUUCCAAGACUACCAUGAAGCUUGCCUGUCUCCGAUGUAAACGCAAGAAAAUCAAGUGCGACAAAGGCAAUCCGAUCUGCCAUCAGUGCAUUACAGCCUCAACAACAUGUCAAUAUGUAGAGCGACGUCGACGACCUCGGUUGACACAGCAGAGAGAAACUGUUCCAUGCCUGAACUACCGACUAGAACUGCUCGAGAAGCAGAUCGCAAAUUCCGGCACUGGGGAGCAGCGAUCUCCAUUUUCACCGUUGACAGUCCCAUCAGGACCAGUCAAUGAAGACACAUCUAUGAUAACUCCCUCAAGCAGAGCGUUCAUGAACGAUAACGCCCAAGAGUCUUGGAUCUAUCGUAUGGCCACCGACGCGAGGCGCAAAUUUCAGAGUCAGACAACUCCAGUCAGCACACCAACCCCUCGUAUCGACGAUGAGAUGUCAUCUUUGAACGAUGCUCUCAAGGACCUGGGCAAUCUCAAGAUUCGACCCGACCUAACCGCGACCAAAAUCAACCUUGAUCUCUCCACUGGAGAGCUGCGGCAGUGCGUCGACAUUUUCGUUGAUCACAUGGGCACCAUGGUCGUACCGGAUAUAUUCGCUACAGCUCUCGAUGUCAAUCUAAUUCGUAUGCUUCCUGACAUUGUCGAUUCUCCAUACGUCAGGGUGGAUCCAAGCGCAUACGUCAUGUAUUAUAAUGCUGUUCAUUAUGGCCUUUACCAACUCCGCGGCCCAGGAGAUGCGCGUACGCAAGAAGCUUAUCUGAGUUUGCUCAGAGCUGUACCUACUUGGCUUGAUGCCAAUACUGAAACAGACAUGGAUGGGUACACUGCGGCGCUGACUUCAUGGACUGCAAUCAACAAUCUCGACUACCAGUUGUCUUGGAAGUUUCAUUGCAAGUCUUGCCACUUUAUCAAAGUUCGAGGUAUUGAUGACCUCGAUGUGGCACCUGCGCGAAAUUUUGAGGAAGAGAAUGCAAGAGAGGCUACUCGAUACCUAUAUUGGCACAUUCUCUCUACAGAUUGUUUGUUUCGACUCUUCUUCGGAAAACCUACUGUUCUAUCAUGGUCGCCGAACAAAGUGAGGCCGCCAGCCGUAUUUACGCAUCGCAAUGUGCAUCCAUCCGCCUCACAGGUGAUGAUAGCGGUCGUUUGGGUACAAUACACUCUGAGGACCGUGAAGAUAAUCAACUACCUUGACAGUCACGGCCUCGAGCACUGUGACACCAGUGUGGUUCAAAAAGUCAAUGACUUCUGUACACAGCUUGAAGAUUUAAUGGCAGAGUGGGACAUGGAGGCCCGUAUGAAAGCCGAAAGUUCAUCACAUGCUCUUCGAUGCCUUAUCGCAGAUCAUAUCAUGAACAUCUACGCCAUCAUCAUUGGAAUUAAACGACUCGCGAGGCCGACAGAUCCUGCUAUCGUCCAUCCCAUCAUUCUCCGCGCUGCACGAAAAAUGGUCGCCACUCUUCUCUACUUCGAGGGCAUCCCCGCCCUUCCUGAUACGACCAAGUUUACCUUUGCUCAUUUCAUAAGCUUCUAUCCAUUUUGCGCGGUCUUCUCACUGUACGAACAUAUUCUCGCCUGUACCGACCCAGAAGAUUGUGAGCAAGACGUGCAAUCCUUGGAAAGUAUCGGCGACGCCAUGGCAAAUAUCUGCGCCGUACGCUUGGACUUCACGCCGUUCGCAAAGACUAUCAUGGCCUUAAAUAAGGUAUCGAGGGCUAUACAAGACGAGCGUCGGAACCAGAGAACCGAUGUCGCGUCCACGGAAAUAGUUGAUCAUCUCGCAAACACCCAACAGCAGUUCCAGAACCUGGCCAACUAUAUACCGACAUUCGAUUCCCCAGCGUUUGGGGUAUUCUCCGAUUUUCCGAUGAACAUGGAGGGUGAUAUGGCUCCACUAGACUUUGUGAGAGCGCUAGAGAAUGAUCUGAUUGGGAAGAAUUGGCAUGAGAAUCGGUGGGAUAUGGAAGGUGGUAUGUCAGGUAUGUGAAGAAAUCUUAAUUCGCGAUCCUGCCGUGAAAGACCAGUCAGUAUCUGCGUAUACUACAGGUGAGGCAAAUGCCUUGCGUCACAAGGCUGAACUAGUCUCUUAUUGAUCAUAGGUGCGUCAAGGCUCCAUUUGUCUUCGUUUUGGAUCACGAUGCUCAGAGCGAAGGAAGAUAACAAUGGCAAUGAACUGAUUCAGAUGUUUCAUCAUGCAUCCGAAGAGGGGUCGACGUGGAG
Messenger RNA from Dothidotthia symphoricarpi CBS 119687, 2454 nucleotides. RefSeq lists its product as uncharacterized. The transcript has 6 exons. NCBI's taxonomy places the organism in Eukaryota, Fungi, Ascomycota, Dothideomycetes, Pleosporales, Dothidotthiaceae. The record is from RefSeq and is a predicted model, not a curated record. The coding region runs from base 254 to 2221 and encodes 655 amino acids. Gene Ontology annotation, molecular function: zinc ion binding; DNA-binding transcription factor activity, RNA polymerase II-specific. Gene Ontology annotation, biological process: regulation of DNA-templated transcription.